Lactuca virosa is the source of this 2285-nucleotide messenger RNA. The record is from the annotation of a GenBank genome assembly. NCBI's taxonomy places the organism in Eukaryota, Viridiplantae, Streptophyta, Magnoliopsida, Asterales, Asteraceae.
CAAUCUUCCCGGAAAGAAAAGAGCAAAAAUGGCUCAUACUCUUCAGUCUCCUCGUACAACCGCUCGCUCGCGGCCGCCGCCACCGCCACCGCCACAACCUCCCUGAUCUUGCUUUUAUCCGUUCAAAUUUCUGUUAGGAGAAGCAUAGUUCGAAGAUAUAUCCGUAAAACUUCCAGCUCUUUUGGCAUCUUCUAAAUCACCCAAAACGGUUUAGUGAGAGACAGAGAGAGAGAUGGGGAGAGCAAAGAAGGGUCCCAAAUUCGCUGUAAUGAAAAAAACUGUCUCUCAUAAAGCGAUUAAACAACAUAAAGAAGACCUCUUGAACCCUAAUAAAAAGGAUUUAACAAAGCUCCCUAGAAAUGUACCCUAUGUUUCUUCUGCUCUGUUCUUUACAUACAAUACAGCUCUUGGGCCACCUUAUCGAGUUUUGGUUGAUACCAACUUCAUCAAUUUCUCAAUCCAAAAUAAAUUGGACUUGGAGAAGGGAAUGAUGGACUGCUUAUAUGCAAAAUGCACUCCAUGUAUUACCGAUUGUGUGAUGGCUGAACUUGAGAAACUUGGUCAGAAAUAUCGUGUUGCUUUAAGAAUUGCCAAGGAUCCUAGAUUUGAAAGGCUUCCUUGCACACACAAAGGAACUUAUGCUGAUGACUGCAUUGUUGAAAGAGUUACUCAGCACAAGUGCUAUUUGGUAGCGACAUGUGAUAGAGAUUUAAAGCGUAGGAUUCGCAAGCUUCAAGAAUGUGACAUUUUAGGUGUUCAUGCAAUAAUUGAUAAACCAGGAGUAAUUGGUUUCUUCAAGAAACGACCCCCAUAUCACAUCUGUUCUGUGAUGCUCAAAAAACGUUAUAAAUCUUUCAACAAUUACAGCAUGAUUCUCUGUGCCACUUGCCCUUGGAAAAGAGUAAAUGAGCGCAUACUCUUCAGCCUUCUCGUACAACCCAACCCGUCGAGCUCGCGGCCGCCGCCACCGCCUUCUGAUCUUGCUUUUAUCCGUUCAAAUUUCUGUUGGGAGAAGCAUACGUUCGAAGAUAUAUCCGUAAAACUCCUAGCUCUUUUGGCAUCUUCUAAAUCACUCAAAAGGAUGGGGGAAGUCAUGCUAGGCAUGCCCGGACUUUGGGCUGAUGAUAAUUCUGAAGCAGCUGAUCAUUAUACAACCAAAAUCGGUGGAGUUCCUGAUUGGCCUUUUCUCCAUUCGAUUAUAAAAUCUGAUCUUCUUAAGUGUGAUUCAUGUGGAGAGAAACUAUGUCUUGUGGCUCAGAUUUAUGCUCCUAUUUCCAGCACAACAAUGACAACAAAAGAGCGUGUUAUUUACAUAUUUUCUUGCAUUGCAACAGCUUGUGAAACCAAGAGAUGGCGUGCUCUUCGUGUUCAGAGAUCUUCCACUGAUAAAGAUUCAAACCCUUCAUCCCAUGAUUCUGUUGCAUCACCAUCAACCACUAAGUUGCAAGAUGAUCCAUGGGCAUUCAAUGAUGAAGAAGAAGAAGACGAUGAAAUAGACCUUGAUGCCAUAUGUAAGGCCCUUAAUGAAGCCACAGGUUUAGCUUCAGCUUCCAAAACGAAAAAGCAGAAUACUUUAUCAGAUUCAAUUGAAAACCCCUCACCUAUAAGCCUAAGUAGAGCCAUUGAUGACAAGACACCAGUGUUACCAUGCUUUUAUAUAUAUCCUAAGGAGGAAAAUUAUUUAGAGGAUGCUGCUGCUCUCAAUAAGAGUGAAUCUAAACAUAAAAUGGAAGAGAACAAAGAUGAUGAUAAUGAUGAGAAAGAAUUAUGGAUAGGGGAAAGUUAUGAGUAUGAUAGAACCCUACAUGCUGACAAAACUUAUCUUAAAUUCAAGAAACGAUUGGAUGUGUAUCCAGAGCAUUGUUUCAGAUACUCAUAUGGUGGGAAGCCACUUUUGGCAACUUCAGAAGCAGGGGAUCCUGGAAGAUGUUUGUUGUGUGGUGAAUUAAGGCACUAUGAAAUGCAGCUUAUGCCUCCAUUGUUAUAUUUUCUACAGGAAGCAUCAAAGAAUCAGUCAUUGGAAAAUUGGGAUUGGACGAGUGUAAUUGUGUAUACUUGUUCUAAGGGAUGUGCACCUUUGAAGCAGGAAUGUAAUGAGUGGAUUGUGGCUGAAGAGGUCGUGGUCAUACAAACAGAGUAGAAAGUCAACAUUUAUUUUGACCAUACAAAAUCAUUUCGUUUGAUAAAUUCAUAUGAAAAAUUGUCUCAUUUUGUAUAGACUGUUGAAAAAUUAUAUUGUUUUUGUUUAAAAUUUAAACCUGAAAUCAACCCAAACUCAUUAUCAU